AGGCCUAUGAAUGAAUACUGUAAAUAGGUAACUUGUAAAUGUGUUAUGGGUAGCGUAAAAACAAGACUAAUAGUAGAUAACUGGUCGUAUAGCAUAUAAUUUUCUAAUAGAUAUGUUAUGUUGCAUUCUAUAGAUAUUAUAGUUUAAUUGCAGAUAAUUAUGGCAAAUUUAUCAAGUGGGCUUUUUUCAUAAGGUGAAUUAAUUCAUAACGCAAAAAAAUGAAUAGCGUCCCAAAAAUACGAGGGUCUUUCUUGAUUUUGCCAUUAGCCCUUGGAAUAGGAGUGGUAAUUACAUCUAUAGUAAUAUACAAGAUAUAUUUUUCCAAACCGUCUUCAUCAUCUAAAGGUAAAUCUAAGAAGCUUCUCCUUGAAGACCCACAAGUAAAAUAUAAACUGCCUUUAAUAGAGAGAGAAAUAAUAAGUCAUGAUACGAGGCGAUUCCGUUAUGCUCUGCCCGAGAAAGAUAUGGUUCUGGGCCUCCCGAUUGGGCAACAUAUCCACAUUUCUGCCAAAAUAAACGACGAAUUGAUAAUCAGAUCUUACACCCCAGUAUCGUCCGAUGACGACCACAGUUAUGUGGAUUUGGUGAUAAAGGUAUACUUCAAAAAUGUGCACCCGAAAUUCCCUGAAGGUGGCAAAAUGACCCAGCACUUAGAAUCAUUGAAAAUCGGAGACACUAUCGAGGUCCGUGGACCUUCGGGUCGCCUGCAAUACCUAGGCCACGGGAAAUUCUCCAUCAAGAAGCUCCGCAAAGAUCCUCCGGUGAUUAUUACGGCCAAUAAUGUUGGUUUGAUUUCUGGAGGUGUCGGUAUCACCCCCAUUUUACAGCUGGUCAGGCAUAUCGUUAAAGAUCCCACUGAUAAAACUAAGAUGGCCCUUUUGUUCGCGAAUCAAACCGAAGAUGAUAUUCUUGUGAGGAAGGAAUUGGAGGAGGUGGCGGAAAAGUAUGCGGACCAGUUCAAGUUGUGGUACACGUUGGAUAGACCCGGUCCCGAUUGGAAAUACAGUUCCGGUUUCAUAAACGAAGAGAUGCUCAAAGACCACCUCUUUCCCCCAUCGAAAGACACGCUUAUAUUAAUGUGCGGCCCUCCGCCGAUGAUAAACUAUGCCUGUUUACCGAACUUAGAGAAGAUUGGGCACGAUAAAGACCUUUGCUUCGCUUACUAAAAUAUUGUCGCACAUAUUGAUUCAUUUUUUAAUUUAGGUGUUAGCGGAGAGAAAUAUGUAUUGUAGGAUUGUUCUAGUUCUUUUGUUUUCACUGGAAUAUAAGAAUUUGUUGUUGAAUGUUGUUCACUUACUAGAAAUAAAGUACCAUUCUUUUUCAA
This is a messenger RNA of Anoplophora glabripennis (Asian longhorned beetle), 1324 nucleotides long. RefSeq names its product NADH-cytochrome b5 reductase 3. The record is from RefSeq and is a predicted model, not a curated record. Gene Ontology annotation, molecular function: oxidoreductase activity; FAD binding. Lineage: Eukaryota; Metazoa; Arthropoda; Insecta; Coleoptera; Cerambycidae. The transcript is spliced from 7 exons. Gene Ontology annotation, cellular component: mitochondrion. Bases 219 to 1166 code for a protein of 315 amino acids.